Molecule: messenger RNA, 801 nt
Organism: Ichthyophthirius multifiliis
Lineage: Eukaryota; Ciliophora; Oligohymenophorea; Hymenostomatida
Exons: 1
Biological process (GO): fatty acid beta-oxidation
Cellular component (GO): peroxisome
Molecular function (GO): delta(3)-delta(2)-enoyl-CoA isomerase activity; enoyl-CoA hydratase activity
Source: RefSeq, a predicted model, not a curated record
AUGUCAAAAAUUUUUUCCACAUCUAAUAUAGAAAAAGUUUUGAAAAUAACUGAAGAAGACAAAAAAUAAGAAGCUUUUUUAAAAAAAACCGAAACAGGAAUUCAUUUUAUAAUCCUAAACCGAAAAGUGAAUUCAUUUACAUUAUAAUUUAUUCGUAAAAUCAACGAACUUUUAGACGAAGUUGAAAAAAACGAAGGCCCAACAGCCUUAGUAACAUUUGGUUUAAACCCUAAAUUUUUUUCUACAGGUCUAGACUUGAAUUAUUUAUUAACACAAGAAAAAAACGAAAUAUAUGCUUUUAUAUUAGAAGUAAUAAGAUUAUACGGCCGUUUAUUAGCUUUCCCAGUUCCCUGUAUAUCCAUGAUAAACGGACAUGCAUAUGCUGGUGGCUGUAUGUUAGCUCUUGCUCAUGAUUAUAGAAUAAUGAGAAAUGAUUUCGGAUAAUUAUGUAUGAAUGAAGUUGAAUUAGGAAUGUAUUUACCCCCAGGAAUGAAUGCUGUGUUAUAAGAUAAAAUUUAGGAUAAAAAUGCAUUUAGAGAUUUAGUUUUAUUAGCUAAAAAGUUUGAAAGUAAAGAAGCUUUUUAAAAAGGUUUAGUUGAUAAAAUUGUGGAUCCAGAAUAGCUUUUUGAGGAAUGUGUGUAAUUUGCAGAAAGUGUAAGUAAAUUUGGGGUUAAUAAAGAAAAUUUUAAAAAAUUAAAAGAAGAAAUGAAUAAAAAUGCUAUUGAUUGUUGUUUUAAUAAAGGACAUGCAGUAGGUGUAAGGGCUGAAACUUAAUUUAAAUUCCCUAAUCCAAGAUUAUGA